AGCGACCAGAAACAGCCAGCCCACAUGCUGCGCACAGUCCUCUCCCUCCUCCUCCUCCUCCACGUGGUGGGGGCCGGAUUCCUCAGCGUGAACAUGACUCAGGCGACCGAGUGUGGCACCUCUCUCGUCCAGUGGUCCGGAGACGACGGGCCAUAUCACCUCCUGCUCACACCCACCAAGAUCGUGCAACAUGGCUACAAUGUCUGGGUAGACUCUAUACCCGCAGGAACAAACGAGUAUUCGCUCUACAUACGACAACCAGCAGGCUUACAGUUCAUACUUACCGUAUGGGGGGCGUCCGGUAUCACCUAUGCUGCGACUACAGAUGUUAUGACUGUCGGCGCACCAGCCACUGGCGCCCAAUCCUGCUUCAUGACCGACGCUCAGAUUCUUUCUCUCUACUCCUUCUCUUUCAAUCUGACAACUGUCGACGGCAGUGACUACCCGCCCCAAUGUUCGAAUAUCUCCGUGUCAUGGCCCACUUCUCUGGAAUCAAACGUCACGUCGGAUGUCGCCAAGCGAACUUCUGUACACGAGGUGGAGGAAGAUAUUGAAAAUAUUGAAAUUGACAUCCACUUGGACGAAUUUGCCGCUUCGUCAAGUGAACAUUCCGGCAACACCACAGCGCCUCCAACACUCUUUGGCGUCAUCCCAUUGGGCAACUCGUUUUCGAUUCCCAUCACAUUCCCCAGAAAUUCUUCCUUUGCAUCACAUCUCCCCGAAUCGUCUCUUUCCGACAGCCCUACCACCUAUACUUCUCAUGGCACGACGCACCUUAACUGGACAGUUGAUAUGGCGAAGGGCACAAGAUUUAUUCUUGUGGCAGGUAUAGGCAGUGCCGAACAGUGGGCCAGUGGAGGGUCAAGUAGGAUGUUUACUGUGGGGCAGGGUACGACAGGCUGUGUGGGGAGUGAGUCUGAUGGCAAUGGGGCACCCAGUGUUACUGGGUCGCGAUCCACGGCAACGGCAACAACGACUCUCCCUGUUGCAGCUGAUGCGGAAUCGAACCCCGUUGUCCGGACAGUUGUAGCGGUCAUCUGCUCCGUCCUCGGCACAUUGGUACUUGUCGGCCUCCUGUUCAUUUGCCGUCGAGCCCGAAAUCGACGACGCGCGCAAGAAACCGCAGUUGCUGCUGGCACUUCUGCUGCUGCAGGCGCAGGCGGAGGUGGUUGGGGCAUGUUUACGAAACGAGGAGGAUCUCCCAAAGCUGUCACUCGCCAUUCUCCUUCGGAAACUCAACUUGAUCUCAUCGCAUCCCGCGACUCGCACCGCGAUCAAUCUCAAGAUAAUCUCUCACGACGAGAUCAACAGCAUGAGCGAGAGAUUGCGCCGCUCGUCAUGAACAACACGCAUAACCAUUCCGUGCCACCUAUGGCGGAUUCGCCGGUGGACAAUAUGGAUCCGUUCAGAGAUAGGGAUUCGGUCAAGCUAGGGUACAUUUACCCGUAUUCAUCUGGAAGCCAAACGAGGUCUACGGGGAGAUCGGAUACAGGUUUUACGUCUUUAGGUGCUGGUACCUCUUUUAAUGGUUUCCAAUCGUCAGUCACCACAACAACCGACAGGCGUGGAGGUGUGAGGGGAGAUUCUACGGCUUCAAUGGAGUUGGGCAGGGAACCAUCACUCGAUGCGCUUCUAACACACUCGAAUGGAGAAUACCAUGACAUGCCUUUUUUCCCUGCUGGUGCUAGCGUGUCCGCACACGAUUAUACUCCGAACCCAACCUACACAACAACGACAUCCAACAUGUCUUAUUACGCGCCUCGAUCAAGAGCGGCUGGCCCUCUUGUAUUGCAUGACCCAACAUCGAGGAGUGUGGAUUUGUCUACGGAAGGUGGCGGCAGUGAUGUUGAAGAAGGGGCAAGGGAGUUUGGACAAGGCGAGAGAGGGAGGGCAUCGGAAGGCGUUGCAGAUCUGAAGCGCGAGACGCUUGCCAUAUCUUCACCAUCACCAUCUUCGCCUAACACCAGCCUUACGUCUCCGUCCUCAACCAUGAUGACGAGGUCGUUGCCACCUGGCGCAGCAUCAGGACCGGGGAGGAGAAGACGAACACAGCCGAGAGAGCAGGAAAUGGAGUAUAUGGUACAUCGAGAUGCGGGCCGAGUGCCGGUGGCGCCUAGGACUAGUGCUGGGGUUUUGGAAUUACCACCGCGAUAUGAAGAGGUAAACUGGUCAGAAGAGGAAAGAAGGGAAAGGGAGGAAAGAGAGAGGGAGGGGGAGCAGGAGGAGGGGAGCGGUAGAGAAGAGAGAUGAGGAGGACUUGAAGGAUAUUCUCUUUUCUGUUUGUGUUUCUGAACAAAAGUAAAAGUUGUUUGCCUGCUUGCUUUCAUACUCGAUUUGGUAGACGUUCCGUAGUUCGUUAACUUUUUGGUUUAUUAUGGUUGUUGUACUCUCAUACGCAUUUAUAGAUACAUGUAUCAUGCCA
This is a messenger RNA of Cryptococcus deneoformans JEC21, 2422 nucleotides long. Its product is annotated as expressed protein. The transcript is spliced from 6 exons. The record is from RefSeq and is a predicted model, not a curated record. The coding region runs from base 25 to 2250 and encodes 741 amino acids. Lineage: Eukaryota; Fungi; Basidiomycota; Tremellomycetes; Tremellales; Cryptococcaceae.